AUGAAAAUAACCCACGCCAUUUCCCCUGAUAGCUUCACUUUCCCGCCUUUACUCAAAGCCACUUCCAAUCUCCGACACUGCAAACUUGGUCAGUCCCUUCAUGCCCACGUUACUUCACUUGGAUUUUAUCCUCAUAGUCCCGUUCAAAUCGGGUUGCUUGACCUUUACUCUACCUGUGGGGAAAUGGAAGAUGCUAACAAGGUGUUUGAUGAAAUGCCUCGUAGAGAGGUUGUCGUUUGGAACUUGAUGAUUCAUGGGUUUUGCAAGUUGGGUAAUUUGGAAAUGGGUUUCAAGCUAUUUAAAGAGAUGAACCAACGCACUGUUGUGUCUUGGAACCUCAUGAUUUCUUGUUUAGCGCUGAGUAAGAAAGACCAGAAUGCUCUUGAGCUUUUUCGUCAAAUGUUGGAGCAAGGUUUUGAACUGGAUGACGCAACGUUGGUUACGGUACUACCCGUUUGUGCUCGCCUAGGAAAUGUUGAUGCUGGUGAGUGGAUUCACUCCUAUGCAGAUGAAAAGGGGCUACUGAGAGAAGUCGUUUCUGUGGGAAAUUCGCUUGUGGAUUUCUAUUGUAAAUGUGGUAACUUAGAAGCUGCAUGGAGUGUUUUCAAUGCGAUGACGAAUAAAAAUGUUGUUUCUUGGAAUGCAAUGAUAUCUGGUUUGGGUUAUAAUGGAAAGGGUGAACUUGGUGUUGACUUGUUUGAAGAGAUGGUGAAAGAAGGGGUGACCCCUUCUGAUUCUACUUUUGUUGGUGUUUUGGCGUGUUGUGCUCAUGUUGGUUUAGUCGAUAAAGGAAGAGAACUUUUUAAUUCUAUGACUGCAGAGUUUAAGAUGUCACCAAAACUAGAGCAUUAUGGAUGUGUUGUUGAUUUACUUGGUCGUUGUGGGCAUGUCAGGGAAGCUUAUGACUUGAUUAGAACCAUGCCCUUGAUGCCAAAUGCUGCCUUAUGGGGUGCUUUGCUUAGCGCUUGUCGCAGUUAUGGUGAUAGGGAAGUUGCUGAAAUUGCAGCGAAAGAGCUUGUUCAUCUUGAACCAAAGAAUUCUGGAAACUACGUGUUGUUGUCGAAUGUUUAUGCAGAAGAAGGGAAAUGGGAUGAAGUUGAGAAAGUUAGAGUGUUGAUGCAGGGAGGUGGCAUCAAGAAAGUUCCAGGGCAGAGUGCAACGGGAUAG
Molecule: messenger RNA, 1167 nt
Organism: Vicia faba (fava bean)
Lineage: Eukaryota; Viridiplantae; Streptophyta; Magnoliopsida; Fabales; Fabaceae
Source: the annotation of a GenBank genome assembly